Molecule: messenger RNA, 2005 nt
Organism: Pistacia vera
Lineage: Eukaryota; Viridiplantae; Streptophyta; Magnoliopsida; Sapindales; Anacardiaceae
Product: protein DYAD-like
Exons: 9
Coding region: 140-1648 (502 amino acids)
Biological process (GO): meiotic sister chromatid cohesion; meiotic cell cycle; reciprocal meiotic recombination
Source: RefSeq, a predicted model, not a curated record
UUAUUUUAAUAAUUUAUUUUAGAUAAACAUUUUUUUAAAAGUGCAAGAGAGAAUAGAAAGAACAUCUUUGGCUACAGUGUCGGCCACUUCACUUCUCCGUUUCUUCCAAAAUUCCUAGCAGGGUUUUAGAAUGUGUUAAAUGUUGAAGGUGGCACCCAUUUCCUCCGAAGGUGCUUCAGAAACUCUGAAAAAUCGUGGGAGACUGGACGAAACCUCUAAGAAAGGGCUAUGCUGGUCUGAGCUAAAGCGUACUGGUAUGUCACGGUGGGGAGUUUCUCGACUAGUUACCUUCCAGCGCGAACACUGCAAUUCCAAAAUGUCACCCAGUAUUGUUAAGGAGAAUGAAGAUCAGAAAGAUGUUGGAGAAGCUGUGACAGCUGAAUCUUCAGGGUCAGAAAGUCGGAACAGAAAACGCCUGAAACUUGGCCAACUUAGAGAGGCAAGAACUACAAAACGUGAAAAGCUAAGGCCACAGAACAACAGUUCUUCUCGUAAGUCUAAGCAUAAUAAGCUUGAGAAUACCAAGGACCGAUGGUCUGCUGAUAGGUAUAAGCUGGCUGAACAAAGUAUGCUAGAGAUCUUGAAGGAUGAAGGGGCUGUUUUUGAGAAUCCAAUAUCUCGACCAGUGCUCAGAACAGCAGCUCGUAAACGCAUUGGUGAUACUGGGCUCUUGGACCAUCUGCUGAAGCACAUUGAUGGUAAAGUGGCACCAGGUGGUGCAGAGAGGUUUAGGCGUUGUUACAACACUGAAGGAGUGAUGGAGUAUUGGUUGGAGAAUGCUGACCUAGUUAAGAUUAAGCAGGAGGCUGGGGUGCCAGAUCCUAACUAUGUUCCCCCAUCAUCUUGGUGGAAGUGUAGUGGUGGCUCUUUUCAGGAUUCUGUUUGUGCUGGAGAGUUGAAGGUGCUUAAAGUUGAAAUGGAGAAAAUGAAGAGGGAUAUGCAGGAGCUAGUGUGCCAUCAGCAGGAGCAAGAUCAAGCUAAUCCGGUUGAGGAUACUCACAAGGAACUGGUGAAAUGGAAAGCUAAAACAGAUCAGCGACUAAUGGAGCUAUCAAGUUCUUUGAGUGGUAUGCAGGACAUGUACAGGGAGUUGAUAAAAUGGAAGGCUAAAAUCGAGCAACAACUGAUGGAAAUAUCAAAUACGUUGAUCAGUAUGCAGGCAUUGAAGCAAUGCAAUACCUUUAGCUCUCCAGAUCAUCCAGAUCAUGAAGGAUGGGAAGAUUGGCUGGAGAGCACCAACCUGGAUGAUAUUCAGGAAGAUAUUGUACCUAUGUUAGGGAACAUAGAUCCGGGAAAUGUUGGUCAGGAGGCUGCAUUGCGAGAUAACUUACCUUCACCAUCUCUGUUGAAGCCUGGCGAUAGCCCUUCUCAGGAUUCUGUUUGUGCUAGGGAGCUCAAGCUGCUGAAGGAAGAAAUGGCUAAAAUGAAGAGAGAUGUGCAGGAGCUAGUACCCAGGAAGCAAGAGGAAGACCAAGCUAAUGUGACCCCAGAUUCUUCUGUUAUUACCAAUUCAAAAUUAGAGCUCGAUAAUUCGUUACUUAUUUUUCAGGAAAUGUUUAAGGAGCUGGUGAAAUGGAAAGCUAAAGUGGAACAACAAAUACUGGAGAUUUCAAAUACAGUUAGUGGUAUGCAGGCAUCAAAGAUAUAGACUCUUACCUUUUUUCUCUCUAAGAUGGAUAUGAGAUGAUAGAAUAGGAAUUUAGCUAUAUAUUUAUGUCUAGACAACAGUGGUUACCCUUAGAUUAGUCAAAUAUAGAUAUUUGUACAGAGCAUAUAAAUCUGAAGCAUAUGGUUCUCCUAUUUGAAGUCGUGGAUAAACCAGUAGGAUUUUCAUUUAACCUUUAAUUAUUUGUCCGACGAUUAUUAACUUACCACCCAACUAAUUUUUGAGAUUAUGCCUAACUGGUCUUAGGCUGUAGAUGGGUUUUAGGAAAAUAUGCUGUUUGACACUAAACUCAAAUGUCUUGUGGAUCUCUUCAUAUUUAUAUAAUUUACUUUUAAUGUG